AUGCAAGCAGCCGACCCUACUAGCAGCGUCACCGAGAUCUCGAAUCAUGAAGAAGCUGCAGACUGCAUCAGCAGAUGUGUCAUCAUCUGGAAACGAGCAACAGGUUAUCUGCGAAAGGCAAUCAUAAACUCCGUUCUAUCGGUUAGUCUAUUGGCAGCCCGCAACCCAAAAAGAUGCAUAGGCCUCGUCUGCCUGAUGUCCAUCACACUCAUCACCACAGGCUUGUUUACCAAUUUUUAUUUGGACCCCGGAGACGAGAAAAUCUUUGCCCCCACUGACUGCCUGCCACAAGAGCACGGUCGGUGGGUUGGCGAAACCUAUCCUGAUGUUCGACGGCCAACCGUUUUGACUGUGCAUGCUGAUGGGGGCAACAUCAUGACCUAUGAAGCUAUGAGACGAGUCUUCCAAGUCACAGACAUGGUCCGGAAUAUCGACGGUUAUGAGACCAUCUGUGCGGGUGAAAAUGGGGACAAUGAGGGCUGCCGGAUUCCUGGUCCAACCAGGUUCUGGAACCACAAUGUGACGUUGUUCGAAGAGCAAACACAAGGAUCUGAUGAGGCGGUGAUUCAGACUUUAUCCCAAGAAUCUUUGGACGGAGCCCCCUUCCCACAUGACCUCUUUAUUGGAAAGCUACAAUGGGAGGUCGUCGACGGGCACAACCAAACGAACAAUUCUCUCAUCACGUUUGCUCAAGCUAUCACUAGUCUUAUCGAGAUCCCAGAGUGGUCCAAUGGAGAGACUGAAGCUUUUGAGCUGAAAAUGAUCAAUCUGCUACAGCCUAUCAAAGACGAAUGGGCAGCUCAGGGAGAAGACCAGCCUUACCGACUAGAGCUUUAUGCCUUCCGUUCUAUUUCGGAUGAAGUGACCAGAGCCAUCGCGAAUGACGUACCCUUAAUCCCCUGUGUGUUUGCCAUUAUGGCGGCAUUCACGUGCAUGGUUUUCUGUCGCAGAGAUAUCAUCCAGUCUCGAGCACUGCUUGGCAUCGGAUCGGUCGUCACAAUUCUUCUUUCUAUCAUGAGUGGGUUUGGGCUUGUCUUUAUCAUCGGGUUGCCGUUUACCAGCAUGACUUCCAUCCUACCGUUUGCCAUUUUUGGCAUUGGCCUCGAUGACACUUUUAUCAUCGUAGGGGCAUUCCUGAGGACAGACCCUACGAAAGAUCCUGUUGAGCGAAUCCGAGACACCAUGGAAGAAGCUGGAAUGAGUAUAUCCAUGACAACCAUCACAACUACUGUGGCGUUUGUAAUGGGAGCAUUAACAUCCAGCAUCCCCAUUAUUCAAUGGCUGUGUCUUUAUGCCUUUCCGACCAUCUGCAUUGAUUUCCUCUAUCAAAUAACCUUCUUUGUCGCCAUUCUUGUACUGGAUGAAAGGCGAAUUGCGGCAAAUCGAAGAGGCUGUUGCGUUUGCUUCAGAGUGAAGAACCACGACAAGGAGGAUGUUGACACGGAUGAGAUGGACAAGGAUGUCUCGCCAGUAGCCAACCAUGUCGAAGCACCAAUGGUUGACCGGUUCAUGAACUGGUAUUGUGAGCACCUGCUGCAUCCUGUGGUGAAGAAAAUUGUUAUGAUUGCCUUCUUAAUGCUGUUUGGAGUCUGUAUAUACAGCACCACUCUCCUCAGACAAGACUUCAAACCAACAGACUUUCUGCCUGAAGUGUCUUACGCUGGGGAAUACCUUGAUGUCAUGGACUUAUAUUCCAAUCGCAAGCUACCAAUCCUGGUACACUUUAGGGAUGUCAACCAGUCUGACCCCCAAGUUCAACAGCAAAUGAUCGACUACCUGAAUGAUCUAGGGGACCUUCCUCAGGUCAAUUCCACCCCAGAAAUCUGCUGGGUCACAGACUUUCAAAAGCUACUGAAUGGGGAUGACCCGGCCUUUCAAGCGUACUCAUCUCUUUUCGGCAACAACAGCACUCUGACAUUCAUGGAAAAAUUGGACAUCUUGCUGAAUGUACCAGAGAUCAACGAUCUCUAUGGGAAGGACAUUAGCGACUUCCUUGCUGACCAACGAAGAGUUGCCGAGGCACAGCCAGCCAAUCAAGGUGGUGGCAGAUUCAAGUUUUUCGCAUUUGACCCCAUCUAUUUCAUCUGGGAGUUCUACACUGAUGUGCCCUCUGAGCUUACGUUUACCACAGUUUCCGGUGUUGUGGCAGUUACCGUACUUGCAUUCAUCCUCAUCCCACACUGGACGGCUGCACUCUUUGUGCUUCCAUUUAUGUGUAUCCUCUACAUGGACCUAUUGGGGACGCUCCAGUUUGCCGGGCUCAGCAUCAACCCCUUGACCUACAUCUGCCUUGUGAUCUCGGUGGGUCUCUUGGUGGACUUCAUCAUGCACAUCCUUCUCCGUUAUUAUGAAUCUACCAUGCCUACUCGCGAGGAAAAGGUCAAGGACACUCUGAGAACCAUGGGGUCUUCCAUCUUAGUGGGUGGCCUCUCUACCUGUCUGGGGGUGUUUCCAUUGGCAUUCAGCAGCAGUGGAAUCAUUAAGACAGUUUUUGUAAUGUUCAUGGCAAUGGUUGCCUUGGGUGUUUCGCAUGGUUUACUGCUGUUGCCAGUGAUCUUGUCCUAUGUAGGACCUACCGUAUGUAUCAAACUGGGACGAGGUGACUACUAUUUGCCAGAAUUGGCGGAACAGGAGGAUCGUAUUGACAACGAACCGGAAGCACCACCGGAAGCACCACCACCAGCAGUGGAGGAUAGCGACAUCCAACCUUAUGUAUCCGCUGCCAUGGCGCAAUGGCCUUCAGAAGAUCCACUCGCUCCUACCGGUACAGAAGAAACACUCGACACUACAGAGGAAGAAACACCCAGAAACACAGAAUACUACACAUCAUCCGUGGCAAGCUCCGAUGAGGAUGCUAUUAUUAUGUCUCGUGUUAGUUUUGAUAGUGGAAUCGUAGAAGCGGAGCCAGAAAACAGCAUUGCCGGAAACAAAGAAGACUGCGAUGAUGAUGCCGAGUUUUCGAUUUGA
This is a messenger RNA of Seminavis robusta, 2967 nucleotides long. Lineage: Eukaryota; Bacillariophyta; Bacillariophyceae; Naviculales; Naviculaceae. The record is from the annotation of a GenBank genome assembly.